CGAGGGCCUCUUGAUAUAAAAAAGGGGCCCUUUAGCAACCCGGAAGUCUAGGACUCACAUGUUGUUGUGUACAUACACCGGCUACUAAGCAGUGUUAUCACAUUUUGUACCAUUAGAGCAUAUACCUUUGUUGUCAUUAGAGUCAUAAGGAAUGGAUAAGAAGAUGAAAGUGGUCGCGCUGAUAAGUGGGGGCAAAGACAGCUGCUACAACAUGAUGCAGUGUGUUGCUGCUGGGCACCGGAUCGUAGCUCUCGCUAACCUGCGUCCUGCUCACACAGAUGAGCUGGACAGUUACAUGUACCAGACGGUAGGCCACCAGGCCAUAGAGCUGUAUGCUGAAGCCAUGGAUCUGCCCCUGUACAGACGAACCAUCCAGGGCUCCAGCUUAGACACCAGCAGACACUACAGUGAGACAGAGGGGGAUGAGGUGGAGGAUCUGUAUAAGCUGCUGCACCUUGUCAAGGAAAAGGAAGGUGUUGAGGCAGUGUCUGUAGGGGCCAUUCUGUCCGAUUACCAGAGGGUCCGUGUGGAAAAUGUAUGUUUGCGGCUAGGUUUGCAGCCCCUGGCCUACCUGUGGCGCCGAAACCAACAGUCCCUGCUCUCUGAGAUUAUAUCAGCUGACCUCCAUGCUAUCCUCAUCAAAGUUGCUGCCUUCGGCCUGGAUCCAGAGAAGCACUUAGGAAAACCUCUGGCUGACAUGGAGCCCUAUCUGAAACAGCUCUCCCAGAAGUAUGGAGUCCAUAUUUGUGGGGAAGGAGGUGAAUAUGAAACAUUUACCCUUGAUUGCCCGCUUUUCAAAAAGAAGAUUGUUAUUGAUGCAGCAGAGACGGUGAUCCACUCAGCAGAUGCCUUUGCUCCAGUUGGCUACCUGCGCUUCAGCGAGAUGCACACUGUGAACAAACACAGCAAUGUGGUAGUGAGUGCUUUGCCCCAUGGUAGUUGUCCUUGCCAGAGAGCCAUUGACAAGAUGACUGAGGAGGUGGAAUACGCUGAUCAAGCUGAAGACAACCAGCAAGAAUUUACAUCAAAUAGUGACCUUAGUUGUCAGCAAGGCCACGAUCUCCCUCCAUCCUGCUCACCUAGAAGCUCUAGAGGCUAUCAGUGGAUCUCUGCAAUAAACGGCCUCCAGAGCCAAGACACCACGAUCCAGGGCCAGACAUCGGCAGCUUUCACACAGCUGCAAAGUGUGUUGGAUAGCAGAGGCUGGACGAUGAAGGACAUUGUCCUGGUUCACCUGUAUGUGAGGAACAUGGAAGACUUUGGUCCACUCAGCACAGUUUAUAAGACACACUUUGGCAUAAACCCUCCAGCCAGGGUGUGUGUCCAGGCUUCUCUACCUGCUGGUCAUCUGCUGCUGAUGGAUUGUUUGCUCCAUGACUGGACCGAGCCCCUGGAGAAAGGCUGCUUUCGCCAGAGAGAGGCCCUGCAUGUCCAAAGCCUGUCCCACUGGGCUCCAGCCAACAUUGGACCUUACAGCCAGGCCUUCAGGGUAGAUGAGUCAGUUUUCUGUGCUGGCCAAAUUGCUUUGGUCCCGUGUACCAUGCAGAUGGUGGAGUCUGGCACCAGGAUACAGACCCACUUGUCCUUCAGCCAUGUGAAGAAGGUUCUGGAAGCUGUAAUCAGUAGCUUGACUCUGGCUCAUGUUGUCCAGGCUCACUGCUACGCAACAAGACAUCAAGACAUCCCCGUUAUCAGAGCCGUCUGGGAGAGCAUGCUGAGGGCCACAGUCGAGGAUAAGGACUUGUCUUGGGAGCCUGAGAUCAAACCCACUAAAUUGCUGGUUGUUGUGGUACCUGCCUUACCCAAGGGUGCAGCUGUUGAGCUUCAUGUAACUGCAAUUCAGGAGGAUUUCACUCAAAGGACUUUCCAUCACAUGACUACAAAGGUGGCACACGGAUCCAUAGAGUGCCACACCGUGAUGUCUGCUGACAGAUGUAAUGCUUCAGUUUCCCUUUCCCUUGCUGUGCCCAGCGAUAGCCUGGAGGUAACUGGUGUAAAGUAUGUAACAAGAGCAGUUGGCUCGACAUUAAAGAACGUUAUGAAGAAGAUGGAGCCUGAACUGGUGCCACUGUGUGCCAGAGUGUUUUACAAGUGUGCCCACUCGCUGGCGCAGGACAUUGUUGAAGGACUUGAAGAAAGUUUGAGAAGCUCUCUAGAAGAGUCCAGUCCAGCCGUGGUCCUGGUUCCAGUCCUUGAUUUGCCUGAUGCCCAGAUCCUCCACCUGUCCUGCUGGCUCAGCUUAUAGAAACACAGCCGGGGUCAACAACCAGACUUCUGUCAUCCACAGCACUGGAAUUCAGUGGGGCUUUUCUGGAGGAAUGAACAAUAGCUUCAUGACUUACAACUGGACAUCAGUGAAUUUGAGAAUGAAAUAAAUACAUAAAUACUGCACAAUGUUUGUGAAUGUAUUUAUUCCACUGUCCCAGAACAAAGGGCAAAAAUCCACUCAGUCCUUCAGCAGAGUUGUAGCUGCAGCAGCUGUUACGCUGCCUCUGAGGGGAGUCUUAUGGAGCGUCUAUAACAUAAAGCUGCAUACCAGAAGACUGGAGACCAUAGUCUACAAACGGAGACACCAGAAGCAUCUCAUUCCAUGAGGUGAACUGUCUACCCUGAUAUCCCACUGUUUCUGGUGGAAUUCCUCCUAGCGUGCUAGCUAACCCCCCUCACAAAGGCCUCUGCUGACACCAUCUGCUCAGCUGUAAAGAUUUUACUGUGACUGGUUUGUGGCUGUGUGUAAUGUGUGCAGAUGAGAUGAUUGUGCUUCUCUCUCUCGCUUGCUCCAUGAGAUUCAAGGUGUGUUAUUAUUGUGUAAUAGGCAAUCAGCACUGAGCACCUGAAAAGAUUAAACCUUUUUAUGUUUUUUAUUGAUUCUUAGGUAGCCUGGUUAAUAGGAGAGGGACACUACCACACACAGCUGCAGUGUGUGGUGUGUGUGUGUGUGUUGGGGGGGUGAUAACACUAUUAACCACUGAACCAUUGCUCCUGGAACAUUUCUUUUCACAAAGAUCAUGAACAGUAUUGAUGAUCUGAGUUAGCAUGCAUCUUCACUCAGCUAUUCUCUUCUUGUGUUAGCAGUAGAGUGAAGUGGGCUAUUGAUCUUCACCCACCGCAAUGUUAUUUUGAUUGCUAUCAAAAAUUGAACAAUAGAGGCAGCCAAUAGAGCCUGAAGAUUUUUUGGAGGGUUGAAAAACACAUACAAGCAAUUAUUUAUGAGAGCAAGCAAGCCAGUGCAUCGUAAAUAUAGUGUGUUAAUGUUCACCUGUUGGUUUUAAAGGCCCCCACCAGGAGGUGAUUCUACUUUUACCAUAUACUUCUAGACCUCAGUCAAAAAACCAUAAAUAUCAUCCACAAAUGUUUGAUUAUAUUUCAGCAUUGGCAACAAAUGUAGCUGGAAAUCAGCCAGUGAUUUCACAAUGACAUGCAUAGCCAAUGAAGGCAGUCAUAUUAAAAUUGCUUUCUUUGUCAAUUUUCUUGGUUAUAAAUAUCUGAACAGUCUGAAUGCAAAGCAGUGUUUUGCCAAAUACGACUGCUGAUCAAAAAUGCAUGUUCCUUACCUUCUCCUGAAAAAAUCAAUUUUCAGUUCAGUUGUAUUUAUAUAGUACCAAAUCACAACAAAAGUCAUCUCACUUUACAUAGAAAGGUUUAGACCUUACAGGAUUAUAGAGAAAAAACAACAAAUCCCCUUGAACAAGCACUUAGUGACAGAGGAAAAACUCCCGUUAACAGAAUAAACCUCUGAGAGACCCCGGCUCCUGGCGGGCGGCCUUCUGCUCCGACUGGUUGAGGUGAGUGGAUAGAGGAGAGAGAAAAACUUUAAGACACUACAAACAAAAAACUAUGGGGAAACAAUGAGAAAUUGAUUUAUUCAAAUUGAGCAAUGGAAAUGAAGCAACACAACACAUAAAAUUAAGAAAAUGCAUUUCAAUUACAUGUAAGCACUGGAUUAAACUUUACUAUUAAAAUUCCAAACUUGCAGAGCAUUUCUUUAUUCUGUUUUGAAUUGAUGCUUUUUAAAAUAGUGGAAUAAUAGUUAAAAUUACAACAAAAAAAAUCAUAUGGAAUAAAACAUUAAAAUACAAGACUCAGCCUUUCCAUAGAGAGGAAAACACCCUCUAAAAUUCAGUGCACAACAAUUGUCGAUCACACUGUAAAUAUCACGUUCUGUCUUUCAUGGGGCAUGAUUUCUACAGGCACAGGCAAAAAGCCACAAGUACAUCAUCGUAGCCAGUGUGAUGGCCUAUGGCAAACAUUUCUUUGUGUGCUUACCACUUACACUUUUUUAUGUGCUUACUACUGUGUUUCCUCACAAAAUGAGUAAAGACAGGGUGACAUUUAGUUUCCUCAUGUGUUUUGUCAACUGCACAUUUUCUACCGAGCUGACCUGCAACCAUUCUGCAAACAAACUGGCUGUUGUGUCUAACAUUGUCCUUUGUGUGCAGUGUACCAGCCUGUGGCUCUUGUCAUUGUAGCCUUGCACAUGGACUUUAACUGUGUGUGUGUGUGUGUGUCUUCCUCCAGGCUAACCAGACUGAUGUGUGUGACUCUAUUUCCCCAUAGCAGGGGAACCCAGCUCACAAGUGAGAGCCUCCCUACAUUGUGGUCUGUUUGGCCAGUGGUUGUGGUUUAUUUGUUUUCAUGUUUGAAUCAUCUUGUUUCAUAAUGCAUUGUUUCCUCCCCUGAUGUAUUGUGAAAGCCAGUCUUUAUGGUCACAGCUCUGAAUGAAACAUGCUCUAGCUGCUGAACUGGCUAUUGGAUGGUAUCUGCUUCCCUCUUGUGGUCAACAUAUAGAGUGAAUUUAAAAGGCUCAGGUUUAGUUUCAUUUGUGUAAAAUGUCUACAGUAUCCUAGGUGGAAUGAUUUAUAAUUUAAGACAAGCAGCAUUAGAAAGUGUGCAGAGGCUCUUUGGGUGAUGUGCUGUUGAAGUUGAUUAGAAGCAGAAUUAUUUUACAUUUACUUUUCCUUUACUAGAUCACUGAAAUUGCUUGGAUGCUCCAAAUCAGAGGUAAAAUACCAAA
Messenger RNA from Monopterus albus (swamp eel), 5014 nucleotides. It is a transcript of the gene dph6, whose product is annotated as diphthamine biosynthesis 6. Gene Ontology annotation, molecular function: diphthine-ammonia ligase activity. Bases 152 to 2245 code for a protein of 697 amino acids. Lineage: Eukaryota; Metazoa; Chordata; Actinopteri; Synbranchiformes; Synbranchidae. The transcript is spliced from 16 exons. The record is from RefSeq and is a predicted model, not a curated record. Gene Ontology annotation, biological process: protein histidyl modification to diphthamide.